UAUGCUGCCAUCACGUGUUAGAAUAUGUAAUUAUUAUAAAAAAAAAAGUAAAGAGGGAGAAUUGAAACAGGCAGGUGUUCAAGAAAAAUAUGUGAACCGUUAAAUUAUAUGUGGGAAUACUCAUUAAAACCCAUAUAACUCCACGAUUCUUUACUAAACCGGUUACAUUUUCCUUAUUUUUAAAGAAAUUAGUUAUUUUAAGAGUCUGGCAUGGAAAAGAACUUUCUGCAAAGGGAAGAAGAAUUUCAUAAAUUAAAUUCAGAACUGGAACAGAAAACAAAGGAACUGCUGAAAGAAGUAGAAGGGGUAAAGGAAAUUCAGGAGAGAUUGUCAAAGACUGAGAUCUCCACAUGUACCACUCUUCAGAAUCCAGCAGGGUCCAGUGUUUAUAUGCCUGCUCAUGGAGGAACUGGAGAUGAAGUCCUUCCAGAUGCCAGUUAUGGAAUGGGAAAUGAUGGCAUCACCCGUUUCCUCAGGGCCAAGGUAAAGGGUCUACAAAAUGAACUGGAAAUACUGCAAGCUGCCUACAAGAAACGGACAGAGGACUGGCGUAAGGUACAGGCAGAGAUGAAGACUCUGGAAGAGGAUCGGAACAAGUGGCAGCAACAGGCAGGGGUGCUCAUAGAUUCUCUAAAGCAGCAAGAAACGUUGGCUUCUAGCACUGUUUCCAAACACUCACAACAGGAGUCUGAGAACAUAUCCCUCAAGAAGGAACUGGAGUCCACCAAAAAAGAACUGCGGACAGCAGUGCAGACAUUAAAGGCAAAUGAGAUGCGACUGAACCGUUCACUGGAAGAGCUAGAAAAAUUGCGGACCAUUGUACACAGUCAUGAGCGUGAUGAUAAGGAGCUACGAGAUCUUGCACGUAAGAAAGAAGAUGAGGUGGCUGUGGUUAUGAAGCGGCUUGAGAAACAGAAGUCAGAAUUGCUACUUGGGUUCAAGAAACAGAUGCAACUCAUUGACAACCUCAAAAAGCAGAAAGCUCACUUACAGGCAGCAUGCAAGUUGCAGUUCAGUGAGGAGGAAUUUCUGAAAAUCCUUGACUGGAGUCCCUCCAGUGAGCAGCAUUCAGAACAUUAGAGGACUUUUACUGUUUCACAGUGAAAGAGAUUUCAUUUCUAAAAGACAAUAUUAAUUUUACCUCCUUUCCUACAGACUGACAUGGUUUUUGAACUAUAAAUUGUUUUAUCCCAGCAUGUGACGGGAUGUUAUGGGUCCACUAACAUGUCUAGUUUAAUUCAUUUUUACACUUUAAGUAUCUAAUGAACAAUGAAUAUUUAGUAUAAAUCACUGCUAGUGAGAAACAAUCUUCAGAAUAAGCAGAAAAUAAAAAUACAAUAAAAUAUAAUAAAGUGCUAUUUUAAGAUCACAUGUAGCAUGUAUAAACUCGUUCACCUUCCUUUUGAUUGGAAUAUUACAGGAAGUCUGUCAGACGCAAAAUUAGGAAGGUCUCUCUUGAACAGUUCAUUAUAUUUUGUAAACUUUUGUCACUGCAGAACCCUUGUCUCUUAGUAAAAUCUAGACAGAACACCAUGUGAAGAAAUAUGAUAAUUAGAAGGAAGAAACACAUGGAGAACUGAAAUGACAUGAAAUGAAAAAUGGCAAUGUUCAUGUGGUACAUGAAAUAAAAUCACAGAAAUUAUA
Zootermopsis nevadensis is the source of this 1644-nucleotide messenger RNA. RefSeq names its product testis-expressed protein 9. Lineage: Eukaryota; Metazoa; Arthropoda; Insecta; Blattodea; Termopsidae. The record is from RefSeq and is a predicted model, not a curated record.